AUGCCUUCAGCAACACCAGACUACAGCUUAACAGAGCAACAAAAACAACACUUCCUCGACCACGGCUUCAUAAAACUCGAGAAUUGUUUUUCCGUCAACGAUGAACAGUGCAAAGGACUCAUGGAGCGUAUGUGGGAACGCCUAGACAUGGAUCCCAACGAUCGAGAGACUUGGAACCCUUGGCGAGUUCACCUCCCUCGCUACCAUCCAGCAAUCCCCAUACGAGAUUUUUGCCCCAAGGCUUGGGCUGCGAUAUGCGAGCUUUGUGGCGGCGAAGAACGCAUCGAUACUGGAUCCUCCGCAACACCUGGUUUGGCUUCCACCCAAGGCACUCCUUCUGGUCCUGACCACUUGACCCCCGCGCAACAGAAAUUGCUAGAUCCUCAUGACAGGGAUAAUUGGCACGUCGACGGCGAUUUCUUUCAUCAUUUCCUGGAUUCGCGCGAACAGGGUUUGCUUCCCAUCGUAUUGUUUUCAGACAUCAAUAUCGGAGGCGGAGGUACAAUGAUUUGUCCAGACGCCAUUCCCACCAUGGCUGCGCACCUCUAUGCGCAUCCCGAGGGCGUGAUGCCCGAUAUGACUGCCGUGGAAGGAAGGGAAACCCCCUACAAAGAUUUCGACCAUGGGUUUUACGAUAAAGCAGUGGCGGCAGUGGAGAAGGAAAAGUUCAAGACGGCGACGGGCAAGGCGGGGGAUGUGUAUCUGUUGCAUCCGUUGAUGGUGCAUAGUGCUGCUCCUAAUUAUUUGCGAGAACCGCGUAUAAUAACCAACCCCCCAAUCUCCCUUUUGCGUCCUUUCAACUUUGACAGAAAAGACGGGAGUCAAUACAGUCUAGUCGAGCAAAAAUCACUCAAUGCAUUGGGAAAGCCUCAAGGAUUGGAUGGGUGGAAGAUCACGAGGGAGAGAAAGCUUAUUGUGCCAGAGAGGGUCAGGCUGCAAGCUGAGAUGAAGAAGCUUUGA
Messenger RNA from Aureobasidium namibiae CBS 147.97, 960 nucleotides. RefSeq lists its product as uncharacterized. The record is from RefSeq and is a predicted model, not a curated record. The transcript is spliced from 4 exons. The coding region runs from base 1 to 960 and encodes 319 amino acids. Lineage: Eukaryota; Fungi; Ascomycota; Dothideomycetes; Dothideales; Saccotheciaceae.